Molecule: messenger RNA, 1930 nt
Organism: Limanda limanda (common dab)
Lineage: Eukaryota; Metazoa; Chordata; Actinopteri; Pleuronectiformes; Pleuronectidae
Product: carbohydrate sulfotransferase 11-like
Exons: 3
Coding region: 280-1299 (339 amino acids)
Biological process (GO): carbohydrate biosynthetic process; proteoglycan biosynthetic process
Cellular component (GO): membrane
Molecular function (GO): sulfotransferase activity
Source: RefSeq, a predicted model, not a curated record
GGGCGGCGGCCUGAGCUCGGUCCACAUCCCGGUGCUGCUCCUCCACAGCCCGGCUCCCGGCUCCUCUGCUCCCCCGCUGCUGAGCCUCCCGGAGCGGACCAUGUCAGGAUGUACAGGGGGGUGAGGAGCACCAGAGGUCAGAGAGCCGGAUCCAUGCUCCUGUCCGUCAUCAAGUAGACCCCAGCGGACCCCCGCCAGAGCCCCCAAACAGCCCGCUCCUCCUCGCAGGAUCCCCGGCAGGACUCGGCUCGGGUCCCCGGUCUCUUCCAGAGCCUCAGGAUGAGGAAGCCUAAAGUCCUCCGCAUGGUGUUCGCCCUGUCCCUGGGUUGUUUCAUCAUGGUGGUCGUCUACUUCAACAGCAACCUCAAGACAGCCUCAGAGCCAGUCGGUGAGAGAAGCAGUGGGCAGAAGUCGAGGAGAAGUCCUCUGCAGACGCUGUACGAUGGUGACCAGAUUGAAUCAGCGGUACAGGGAAUCCAUCAUGGCCGGCGGGAGCUGUUAGAGGAAGGCUGCAGCUCCUACACCCGUAAACGCAGGGUCCUCAUCCCAGAGGAUCUGAAGCAUGUCAUUGUUGAUGACCAGCAUGGCUUGCUUUACUGCUACGUGCCCAAAGUGGCCUGCACCAACUGGAAGCGGGUGCUCAUGGUUCUGACAGGUGUGGCGGGGUCCCACAGAGAUCCCCUGGCCAUCCCUGCCAACGAGGCCCACGUGCCAGGAAACCUCCGCACCCUGUCGGAGUACUCCACCUCCCAGAUUAACCAGCGCCUGCGCACCUACCUGAAGUUCGUCUUCGUCCGGGAGCCCUUCGAGCGGCUGGUGUCUGCCUACCGCAACAAAUUCACACGGAGCUACAACACAGCUUUUCAUAAACGAUACGGCACAAAGAUAGUGCGGCGGCACAGGCCAGACCCGCAGCCGGAGGCUCUGGAGAGAGGAAAUGACGUCUCGUUCGAGGAGUUUGUGUAUUAUCUCGUGGACCCAGCCACCCAGAGGGAGGAGCCCUUCAAUGAGCACUGGGAGCGGGUGCACUCUCUGUGCCACCCCUGCCUCAUCCACUAUGACGUGGUGGGGAAAUACGAGACGCUGGAGCAGGACUCCCGCUACGUGCUGCAGCUGGCUGGGGUGGAGGACCAGGUCAGCUUCCCCACCUCGUCCAAGAGCACCAGGACUACAGGAGACAUGGCCGCCCAGUUCUUCAAGAACAUCAGCCCUUUUUACCAGAAGAAACUGUACAACCUCUUUCGUAUGGACUUCCUGCUCUUCAACUACACAGUACCAGCCUACCUCAAGUUCAGAUGAGGCCGGAGCGUCACUCGAACACAAGGUUCAAUCGGAAUGUGUGGAGCAUUUAAAUGUACAGUUUGUUUUUGAGAUUUUUUCUCAUCACUGACACUGUAAAUACUGUUUUGGAAGAAAGAUGCACCAUAAAAAGUGAGAGCUUAUGUCACGAAAAGAACAUCCAGCUGAAAAACUUGUGCAAGCAGAGGAUCAGAGUAGGAGAGGACCUUCCAUCACAAGAGGAACGUUUCUGCCUGAUGAAGCCACAUCUUUUUUACCAUAAACAUUGAUUGAGUGGAUGUUGCUCUGAGUCUCUGAAUGUGUGAAACACCCUUCAUAUUUGGUUACAUUUUACUUUCCUUGUCUGCUGUUCCCAAUGUGUAAUUCGCACAACAAAUGUAUAAUAUCUACAAGAUGCAGUAACAUUAUGAAAGUAUUAAAACCACACAUGAACAGUGAAUGUCUCAGAACGUACGUGCCUUUAAUUGCAGGUCUUAUUUUGACUCCAGCAGACAACUUUUGUAACUGUGACUUUUUUGUGACUGUGAUACUGUUUUUAUUUAUUGUUACUUGUGACUCUACAAAGUCCUCCAAACCAAAAUAGAUUAUAUGGUUCUCUCACGAUUUCCAAAUAAAUGCAUUUCAGCAAGAA